Molecule: messenger RNA, 1245 nt
Organism: Camellia sinensis
Lineage: Eukaryota; Viridiplantae; Streptophyta; Magnoliopsida; Ericales; Theaceae
Source: RefSeq, a predicted model, not a curated record
AUGAGUUCAAGCUUGAUAAUUGAAGAAAUAAGAUGUAAUUUCCCACCAGAUAGUUCAAAAGAAGAGGUGUCUGUUAAUCAACCUGAAGGCUUUGUUGUCAAAGGCAAAGAAGAUAAAGUGUACAAGUUGAAGAAGGCUUUAUAUGGCCUGAAGCAAGCACCCCGGGCAUGGUAUAGUGAAAUUGAUGCUUACUUCAAUGAAAAGAGUUUUCAAAGAAGAAAAAUUGAGCCAACUCUGUACAUCAAGGGGCAAGGUACAACCGGUAUUUUCAUUGUUUCACUUUAUGUUGAUGAUUUGGUUUUUACCGGUAGUGAUGAAAAAUUGAUUGAAGAUUUUAAAACGGAGAUGAUGAAGAAAUAUGAAAUGAGUGAUUUGGGACUAUUGCAUCAUUUUUUAGGCGUUGAAAUUUACCAAAACAAUGGUGGUGUUUUUAUUUGCCAAAAGAAGUAUGGUCAAACACUUCUUGAGAAAUUUAAAAUGAGGAAUUGCAAAGCAGUUGCUACUCCCUUGGUUGUGAAUGAAAAGUUGUCAAAGGAAGAUGGAAGCAAAGAAGCUGAAGCAUCUUGUUAUAGAAGUUUGGUUGGAAGUUUGUUGUACUUAACUGCUACAAGACCGGACAUCAUGUAUGCUACAAGUUUAUUGUCUCGGUUCAUGCACAGUCCAAGCCAAAUUCAUUUUGGGGUUGCAAAAAGAGUGUUGAGAUACAUUCAAGGUACACUUGAUUAUGGAAUUUUUUAUGAGAAAUUUCUUGAUACAAAGUUAAUUGGAUUUUGUAAUAGUGAUUGGGUCGGAUGUGUUGAUGAUAUGAGAAGAACUUUUGGGUAUGCAUUUUCUCUUGGAUCGGGCGUAAUUUCAUGGUCAUCCAAGAAACAACAAACUGUGGCACAAUCAUCUGUUGAAGCCGAAUAUAUUUCAGCAUCAUUGGCAACUACACAAGCAAUUUGGCUAAGAAAAAUUUUGGAUGAUUUUGGUGAGAAGCAAGGUGAAGCUACUCCAAUUAUUUGUGAUAAUAAGUCUGCUAUUGCUAUGGCAAAUAAUCCCAUCUACCAUUCUCGUACCAAACACAUUGCUAUCAAGCAUCAUUUCAUUAGAGAAGUUGUGGAAGAUGAUGAGAUUCAAAUCAAGUAUUGCAAGAUUGAAGAUCAAGUUGCGGACAUCUUCACCAAAGCUUUACCAAGGGACAAAUUUAAAUUUUUUAGAGAAAUGUUGGGUGUCACACAAUAUGGCAUUAAGGGGGAGUGGUAA